Xenopus tropicalis (tropical clawed frog) is the source of this 2214-nucleotide messenger RNA. It is a transcript of the gene tph2, whose product is annotated as tryptophan hydroxylase 2. NCBI's taxonomy places the organism in Eukaryota, Metazoa, Chordata, Amphibia, Anura, Pipidae. Gene Ontology annotation, molecular function: tryptophan 5-monooxygenase activity; iron ion binding; monooxygenase activity. The record is from RefSeq and is a predicted model, not a curated record. Gene Ontology annotation, biological process: serotonin biosynthetic process; aromatic amino acid metabolic process. The coding region runs from base 50 to 1507 and encodes 485 amino acids. The transcript has 11 exons.
GCCUCAUUGCAGCGCCCUCUGCCGUCCAAGCGAGGAACAUACCGGACCAAUGCAACCUGCAAUGAUGAUGUUCUCGUCCAAAUACUGGGCCAGGAGGGGGAUGUCAUUGGACUCUGCAAUGUCCCAGGACUUCCUAAAUGCACCCUCGAGAGACAAACUAAAUGUUUUGAGAAUUGAUGAGAAUAAAUGUAGCAAGACUGAAGCCACUGCGGAAACAGAGAGGACGGCAGUGAUACUUACAAUGAAAAAUGAAGUUGGGGGAUUACUGCAAAAUCUAAAAAUUUUCAAGGAAAAGUAUGUGAAUAUUAUUCACAUAGAAUCACGGAAAUCUAAGGGGAACAAGUCUGAGGUGGACAUGUAUGUGGAAUUUGAAUGUACCAAGAAAAAAUGCCAAGAACUCCAACAUCUGCUGAAACUCCAAAGCGGCAUCAUAUCCGUAAAUCCAGUUGAGAGGAUCUGGAGGAAGGAUGAAGAGCUGGAAGGAGUUUUGUGGUUUCCCAGGAAGAUCUCUGAACUAGAUAAAUGCUCCAACAGAGUCUUGAUGUAUGGAUCUGAACUGGAUGCUGACCAUCCUGGAUUUAAGGACAACGUGUACAGACAAAGAAGAAAGUAUUUUGUAGAUGUGGCCAUGGACUAUAAAUAUGGCCAACCCAUACCUAGAGUGGAGUACACAGCAGAAGAGAUAAAAACAUGGGGCACUGUAUUUAAGGAACUUACCAAAUUAUACCCAACACAUGCCUGCAAAGAGUACCUCAAGAACCUUCCACUGUUAACCAAAUAUUGUGGCUACCGAGAAGAUAAUGUUCCACAACUUGAGGAUGUUGCUAUAUUUCUCAAAGAAAGAUCUGGCUUCACGGUGAGACCUGUUGCGGGCUAUCUAUCACCUAGAGACUUUUUAGCUGGCUUAGCCUACCGGGUUUUUCACUGCACGCAGUACAUUAGGCACGGAUCAGAUCCCCUCUACACACCUGAGCCGGACACAUGCCAUGAAUUGCUGGGCCAUGUUCCUUUGCUUGCGGACCCCAAAUUUGCCCAGUUUUCACAGGAGAUUGGUCUUGCUUCCUUGGGUGCAUCCGAUGAAGAUGUUCAGAAACUUGCAACUUGUUAUUUCUUUACAAUUGAGUUUGGCCUCUGCAAACAAGAUGGACAGCUACGUGCAUAUGGAGCAGGACUUCUGUCUUCUAUAGGGGAAUUAAAGCACGCCUUGUCUGACAAAGCUAUUGUGAAAACGUUUGAUCCAAAGACAACCUGCUUACAAGAAUGUAUUAUCACCACCUUUCAGGAUUCCUACUUUGUGUCAGAAAGCUUUGAUGAAGCCAAGGAAAAAAUGAGGGAAUUCGCCAAAUCAAUCAACAGACCUUUUUCAGUCUACUUCAAUCCUUAUACUCAGAGCAUUGAAAUCCUUAACAAUACCCGGAGUAUUGAAAAUGUCAUUCAAGAUUUACGGAGUGAUCUAAACACAGUGUCUGAUGCUUUAGCCAAAAUGAAUAAAUAUUUGGGAAUAUAAAUCCAACCCAAAACCCUCCCACAAAACUGUUUUGUGUAAUAAAAAUGAUAAUGCAAAUAUUCAGGAAGGACACAGUUACAAGUAUGUUAUUUGAAACAGGUUUCUAUAGGCAUUAAAUUACUACAUGUACUUAUUAAAGAAUUAGUAAAGCCUUUAUCUCUAAAAUUACUCUAAAUAGUGCCCAGGAUAAUCUGCAUUUAGGCAUGACAUUUCUAUCCAUAUUCAUUUUUAACUGUCUUCAUGGUAAAAGAGAUAAGGAGAACUCCUAGAGCAGGGAAUAGCUCAAAUGAGCAAGUUUUUAGCUUGUGAUUUAAAAACUGCAUAAAACUGAAUACAGGGACAAAUAUUUGUUAUUCCGGGGGCUGUCUUUUUAGGGAAUUUAAAAAAGGCUUACUUAUCCUUUAAUGGAGGGCUGGAGGAAAUGAUUUCAUAUUGCAUUCAUCAUUUUCCUACAGUGUAACAUAGUGAGUCUAUCAUAGUCAACCCUCUUCAUGCAGAAUGAGACAUUAUUGGGAAGCCAUCACUCCAAAUUUCAUCCAAAAUUAAGACAUUUCUUAUAACUAGUUUACAGAUAUUUAAAAACAUGGUGUUAAAUGUCACAGCUAUAGUUCUGGAAGCAUUUGAGAAAAAAAAAGUGCAACCACCUCAUGAGAGAAUGAGCUCUUUAUAGUUAAGGGCCAUUGCUUCCCACCCAGGGUCGGACUGGG